CCAGUACCACCACAGUCGAUUCAACAACAUUCACUUCUGUAUCAAUGACCACUAAAGAUGUUUCAACAACAUUUACCACUACUACUUUUAAAAGCACCACAUUGGCUAUAACAAGUACAACAGCUCCACUUAUCUCCACAACAUCCAAGACUGAGAGCACAUCUACAAUCCCUGUUACAACCAAGUCUGACAAAUGCUGCGAAUGUUGUUCGUCCUUCAUACAAAAAGAUUUUACAAAUGGUCCAUCUUCAACAGCAUGUGUAACGAUUGCAACUUCAAAACAACCUUCAACUUCAACAACUGCAGUAAUAACAACAGCUCCACCAAAAACUCCAACAUCAAACCCAAAUAUUACAACAACAAAGGAAACUACAGUUAGAGAGAUGAUUUUCAGAUCUCAUAAAGAGACAUUCACCAAUGAUUUGCUGAAUUCAUCAUCCCCUGAAUUUGUGAAACGAAGUGCACUGUUGAAGUCCACGGUAAGUUUAAUCCUUUAAUUCUUUAUAAAGGAAUUUUUAAAUUAAAAUGUUUUAAAAUACCUUACAGCUCAUUUCUAUAAAUACAACAUUUCAGAAGAAACUCUCAAAGUUUCAACAUUUUUUUGAAAAAUAAGUCCAGAAAAGAUCUGAUAGCAAUUGAAGAUUUUUGUAGUUUUGGUAAGCUGAAAGCAUCCUGUUCAGGAGACACAGCACAAAGGAGAUUGAUUGACAAUGGUCUAUAACUAGAGUGUAAAACAGUGCAUAGGAAAAAAAAAAUAAUAUAUAUAUAGAUAUAUAUAUCUAUAUAUAUAUAUUCUGUCCAGUCCAACAAGAAAUUCAUAAAAUAUUACUAAAUUUAGCCUCAUACAAAAGGGAUUAUACAAAUAUACAAGCCAUGUGUCCGAAGAUUAAUAACUGCUUAUUGUAACAGUAUAAUCUGUCCAACACAAGAGGUCUUCAGCUUGUAUAUAUUUACUUAGCUGCUGGAAAUGACAAGUUUAUUAAAAAAAAGAAAAAAGCAAUGGAAAUAUCAACAUAACUGUGAGACAGCAAAAAGUGUACUACAAUGUACUGAAGGGCCACUGUAUUUAUGUAAUUAGACACAUUAUUUACACUAAAAUACUUUUUUUUUCCCUCUUUCUACAGCUUGAGCCGAUCUACAAAAAAGAAUUUUCCUCGUUUCGUUCUUUGACGGUUGUUUCAUUCAGGUACAUUUUCACAGCACUCUUAACAAAAUUAUGAAAAAGUCUUUCAUAAAUUUGUACAGAUGAUUUUAUUUUGUUACUUUUGCAGGAAUGGCUCAAUCAUCAACACCAUAUAUCUUGUUUUUGAUUUGUUAUCAGCUCCUGGAAACACUGAUAUUAUAAAUGUUUUAGCUAGAGCUUCCCUAAACAUUGCAAACUUCAGUGUUGAUUUGAAUUAUAUAAUUGUCAAUGGCACAGUACUCACAACUCAAGCCCCAACAACAACUGUUGAGAAAACAACAAAAACAGCUCCUUCUUCUGACACCGGGGCCACUACUAUUUCAACAUCAACAAAACCUUUCCUCUCAACUGCUUUACCAGAAAGUACAACUCCAAUUACAACCACAGCCCCUUCAAAGAAUACUACAAUUCCAACAACAACUGAGGUUCCUACAAUCAUUUUUACUGUGAUAGCGACUUUCACAGAGCCAUUUGUGCCAGCCCUAACAAACAGAUCAAGUCCAGAGUUUAAGGUUCUUGAGGCAAAAGCUGUGGCUUUGUACGAAGAUAUCUUCAGGACACAAUUUGGAGAUCGCUUCCUGCGUACUUUUGUGAUUGCGUUUGUAGAAAAAGUGUUAUUGACGAGAGCGUCCAACACUGAAGCUCAGAUGCAAAUAGAGUUCAAAAAGAAUACAACGGAUGGGACUGCGAUAACUGUCGAAUCUGUAGCACAGGCUUUUAAAGAUGGCUUAGCAAACGCCAGCACACUCUUUAACCUAACUGUUGAUCCUGACAGCGUUCAAGUAACAGGACCAAUAUCAACCACAACAGCUCCCACUUCAAAUGUGACCGUAUCAAGUGCUACUGUCACUGCAACAACUUCUCUUAACACUUUAACUACCGAUACUACAACAACAAAACCUUCAACUGCUUCAACAACAAAAGCUUCAACUGCUUCAACAGCAAAACCUUCAACUGCUUCAACAACAAAACCUUCAACUACAUCAACCCCAGGUCCAGUUCCAGGAAUUACUGAGGCAACAACAGCAAAAAGAUUGAGCUUUAGGUCUUUGGAGACUUUCACAUUGGAUCUGCUAGAUCCAUUAUCUGCUGCAUUUCAAAGUCGAACUUCUUUGUUGAAGUCCACUUUGGAACCAUUCUAUCAAAGACAAUUUUCCUCGUUUCGUGGUUUGACUGUCAUUUCGUUCAGGAAUGGAUCAAUCAUCAACACCCUGGAAUUUCGAUUUCUUUCAACAUCAGUGCCUACUGGCUCCCAAAUCGCAAAUGUGUUGAUAUCAGCAGCAUCUCAAAUUACAGCUUUCACCAUUGACACCACCUCUAUAACUGUGGAUGGUGAAAUAUUUUCAGAUGGAGCAAGAAACAACAUCAAUCUUUUCACUGCCAUCUGUACGGUGUUGUUGGCAUGGCUACUGUCAAGUCAGCGGUGGCAUUUCUGUUGAUGCUCGUGGGAGCUCCUGGAUGAAAGAUUGAACAAGGACAGUGAUCCAAGGGUAUGAAGAAGGACUUUGUUUGGAAGUAGCAACCAAAAAACCCUUCUGAUGAACUGAGAUGGAACUAACACAGCCCUGAUAUAAACAAACUUGUUCUAAUUUUAUAUUUUAUUUAUCUUUAUUGAAACACUUUGGAAUGUUAUUACCAUUAAAACCAAAAUCUGCACUAAAAGACAAAAUCUUAGUAGUAAUUGCAAUAUUGUAGUUCUGCAUUUUGCAGCCAUGAGCACAAGAGACUGAGAGUUUACAUAGUGUGUUUGCACAAGGUUAAUAAAUUAUUGUGUUUAAUUUAUACCUAUAUUAGGAGAACAUGAAGGAAAAGUCUUAGAUAGUACAGGGAUAUGAAUUAUUUUGCUUAUACAUUUACGAGAUUUUGCAACAACAAUAAAAUGGAACACAAGAUGUAAACAAGAUGCAAAAUAAUAAAAAGAAAUCUGACUUCUAAUGAAAAACUUUACUAAACAUUGUUAAUUUAUUUAAUUUUGUUGUGUCACAAGUUGGGUGUAAAGAUAGGAUUUAUUGAUGUGUUUAGAUGUAUAGAAUACAAGAUGUUGUUUCUGCUUGUAAAAAUAAUAAAAGUAAAAUAUGAUUCAUCAAAAGGUGUCGUGUGUUAGUGGUAUCAUUCUUAUACAUAGGGUUUUUCUUUUUGCCAAAGAAAUGGAAUAAGAAAUAGUUCAUCUUAGCAUGUUUGAGUUACUGGUCUGCAAUCAUUCUUGGAUGGUUUUGUGUCUGUCAUGACGGGCAGCCAUCUGCUGUUUUUCAUGAGUGAGGCCCACAAACUUGUCAGGACUGUUCAAGAGGCCAGGCACCCGUCAGUUUAGUUGGGGUCCCCAGAAGAGAGCGUUCACAAAGCGUGACAGCGAGUUGGGUUUGGUUCAUGGUGUUGCUGCGUCACCUUUUGGCACAUCCCAUCAGGUGUCGCCGCAGCGCGCAAGAGGUUUGGUAGAGUUUUACAUCGGAUGCCCUUCCAAACUCAAUCUUGUAUUUUAUUGGGGCUGUUCUUUACGUUUUUUAUUUUGUUUUUCUCUGGUUUUUGUACAUGUAUUUCCUUCCUGUUGUCGUCCCUUGUCUAAGGUCCAUCCAGGGUACUGGCAGCAUUUGAUGGACCUGCCUGUGAUCAUUAAAGGCAGUACGACCUGAGAAUUGAUUGGAUUUUUUGCCCAUUAGCACAAUCAUUUCAACCCUCAAACUUCUUGCAUGUACACAAAUGUUGCUCUUCACCUUUUGGCGCCACAGCAAAUCAGCUUCAGGCAGAGAGAUUUUUUUUGUAUUUUAUCCAGAGAGUUCCAGACUUAGGUCUGUGGCUAAAUAGUUAGGCGGUUAGGUGAAUGGUUUCACAUAAGAAAACCGGAUAAAACUUGUUGGGAAGCCAACCCCUUUUUUCUGUGUGCCAACCAACUUAGCCAUCCAGCCAGGGCCUGAGCAUAGGCGACCAUCUGCCAGAGGGGGCGCCAAAUCCCAGUCAAUACAGCCUAUAUUUCUGUUUUUCUUUCUUUAUUUUUUUUUUGCUGUUUUUUUAAUUUUUAAACAGUUUGACAAAUCACUUAUUUAAUGUCAAAAUAAAACAGUACUAAUUAAAGAAAGAAAAAAUAAAUAAUUAAAUAAAAUAACACAAUAAAUUUGCCCAGCAUGACCCCUUCUUAUCUGACGGGGUCUAACUGAGGGUCACUGUUAGUGCUUCUUUAAAACAUUAGGGAUGAAUAAGCAGCAGAAGACCUCAGGGAAAGUUUUAUCCCUUGUGCUAUCCGAGGCAUGUUUACAUUAAAAGUGGGGUCAUCUGGACCCCAUAAGAGAGCACAAGGGAAAAUGAGGAGGAAAACAAGGUCAAAGCAAAGGUUUGACUGAUCGAUUUGCUUUAAGUAAUUUACCUGGAAAUUCUUCACACACCCCCGUAUUUCGGUCAAAAAAUACUUAUGUUUUUGGUCGAAAAAGACUAAUUUAACUGGCGAUCUAGAUUUUUUUUUUUUUUAUUAAAAGCUUUAAACCUUUAACAACUGGAGAGGAAUCUGUCAAAACCUGCUAUACCAUCUGACAAACCGGAACUCCUGACACAUCAACGUGAAUCAGCAAAGAGCGCUGUACAGGUCAGGGCCGGGACUGCAUCCAGCAUUCAACAGCACAAAAAUUCAUUACAUAUGAAGACUGCUACCACAGUUUUAAAUGUACAUAAAUGCAAAAACGUGUGUGUAUGAACACAAUUGGUUGAAGGGUGAGCAG
This is a messenger RNA of Oryzias melastigma (Indian medaka), 4890 nucleotides long. RefSeq names its product location of vulva defective 1-like. Bases 1246 to 2622 code for a protein of 458 amino acids. The transcript is spliced from 7 exons. Lineage: Eukaryota; Metazoa; Chordata; Actinopteri; Beloniformes; Adrianichthyidae. The record is from RefSeq and is a predicted model, not a curated record.